UUAUCGUUCAACCUCAUUGCUAUCCUCUUUUUUAUACACUUGUGUUUGCCCAAAGAUCGACCAUACACGUCCGCGUUUUUCUCCCUGUCGCAUUACAAUACAAACACGGGAAAUUUUGGUCUGGGUGGUGGUGACUUCUUCUUUCUUGGAUCUUGUAUCAUUCUUUUCACUGGACUUCGUGCUAGCUGUAUGGAAUAUCUCCUCGAGCCCCUAGCUAGACAAUGGGGUGUAUGGAAAAAGAAGGAAGUCAUUCGAUUCUCGGAACAGGCAUGGCUACUGUGCUAUUACUCGAUAUUUUGGACGCUUGGCGUGUAUAUCUACUACACCUCGUACUAUUUCCUAGCCCUAAGAGAAAUGUUCACCAAUUGGCCAGCCCGAGAGCUCCCUGGGAUCACGAAAGCGUACAUCCUGGGCCAGUGGGCCUUCUGGCUACAGCAACUCAUCGUCAUAAAUGUCGAGGAGCGUCGCAAGGACCACUGGCAAAUGCUAGCUCACCAUAUCAUAACGAUUUUGCUGGUUUAUACCUCUUACGCAUUGCACUUGACUCGCGUGGCCAACCUGGUACUGGUCCUGAUGGAUGUGGUCGAUAUUUUUUUCCCUCUCGCCAAAUGUUUGAAAUACCUCGGUUUUUCCACCAUGCGAGAUAUCAUGUUCGGCUUCUUUAUGCUUUCAUGGUUCCUUGCGCGCCACGUCUUUUACAUCCUGAACAUGUAUCACAUCUGGACCUACAUGCCUGAAACUAUUCAACCCGGCUGUUAUUACAGAUCACCGGACAGUCUGAUAAUCGGCCCAAUCCCACUACCCAAAGACGGCCGGUCAUACAUGUUUGAAGCGUUCCUGAAUCCGUCUGGCACCAUUUGCUACAGCGACGGUAUAAGGUGGGGGUUCCUCGGUGCUCUGGGGUUCCUUCAGGUUCUAACCAUAAAUUGGUUUUUUUUGAUCCUUCAGGUGGCCAUCCGUGUCGUCAAAGGCGUUGGCGCUGAUGACAUUCGGAGUGAAGACGAGGAUGGGGGUGAGUUGGAAGAGAGAAAAUACACUUGA
Penicillium atrosanguineum is the source of this 1041-nucleotide messenger RNA. RefSeq names its product rRNA-processing arch domain-containing protein. Gene Ontology annotation, biological process: ceramide biosynthetic process. Gene Ontology annotation, molecular function: sphingosine N-acyltransferase activity. The annotation marks the transcript as partial. Lineage: Eukaryota; Fungi; Ascomycota; Eurotiomycetes; Eurotiales; Aspergillaceae. The record is from RefSeq and is a predicted model, not a curated record. Gene Ontology annotation, cellular component: membrane. The transcript has 3 exons.